AUGGAUUUGUAUCUGAUUGGAUAUUUGAUGUGUGUGUGGUUGUCCAGCUCGCGGGUGCUUGGAGGCUAUCCCAUCUGGUGGUCCCUGGCCCUCGGGCAGCAGUACUCCUCUCUGGGCUCCCAACCCAUCCUGUGCGGCUCCAUCCCCGGCCUGGUGCCCAAGCAGCUGCGCUUCUGCCGCAACUACAUCGAGAUCAUGCCCAGCGUGGCGGAAGGCGUGAAGCUGGGGAUCCAGGAGUGCCAGCACCAGUUCAGGGGCCGGCGAUGGAACUGCACCACCAUCAAGGACAACCUCGCCAUCUUUGGCCCAGUGCUAGACAAAGCGACCAGAGAGUCAGCGUUUGUGCACGCCAUCGCCUCGGCCGGCGUCGCCUUCGCAGUGACGCGCUCCUGCGCCGAGGGCACGUCCACCAUGUGCGGCUGCGACUCCCAUCACAAGGGCCCCCCCGGCGAGGGCUGGAAGUGGGGCGGCUGCAGCGAGGACGCGGAGUUCGGGGUCCUGGUGUCCAGAGAGUUUGCCGACGCCAGAGAGAACCGCCCUGAUGCUCGCUCGGCAAUGAACCGGCACAACAACGAGGCCGGACGCACGACCAUCCUGGACCACAUGCACCUGCGCUGCAAGUGCCACGGGCUGUCGGGCAGCUGCGAGGUGAAGACCUGCUGGUGGGCGCAGCCGGACUUCCGCAUGCUGGGCGACUACCUGAAGGACAAGUACGACAGCGCCUCGGAGAUGGUGGUGGAGAAGCACCGGGAGUCCCGCGGCUGGGUGGAGACGCUGCGGGUCAAGUACGCCUUCUUCAAGCACCCCACCGAGCGCGACCUGGUCUACUACGAGGGCUCGCCCAACUUCUGCGAGCCCAACACGGAGACGGGCUCGUUCGGGACGCGCGACCGGGUCUGCAACGUGUCGUCCCACGGCAUCGAGGGCUGCGACCUGCUGUGCUGCGGCCGCGGCCACAACACCCGGACUGAGAAACGCAAGGAGAAGUGUCACUGCAUCUUCCACUGGUGCUGCUACGUCAGCUGCCAGGAGUGCGUGCGCGUCUACGACGUGCACACGUGCAAGUGA
Messenger RNA from Pleuronectes platessa (European plaice), 1068 nucleotides. It is a transcript of the gene wnt3, whose product is annotated as wingless-type MMTV integration site family, member 3. The transcript has 4 exons. The record is from RefSeq and is a predicted model, not a curated record. Lineage: Eukaryota; Metazoa; Chordata; Actinopteri; Pleuronectiformes; Pleuronectidae. Gene Ontology annotation, cellular component: extracellular region. Gene Ontology annotation, biological process: multicellular organism development; neuron differentiation; cell fate commitment. Bases 1 to 1068 code for a protein of 355 amino acids. Gene Ontology annotation, molecular function: cytokine activity; frizzled binding.